Octopus bimaculoides (California two-spot octopus) is the source of this 1660-nucleotide messenger RNA. Its product is annotated as inactive peptidyl-prolyl cis-trans isomerase FKBP6. NCBI's taxonomy places the organism in Eukaryota, Metazoa, Mollusca, Cephalopoda, Octopoda, Octopodidae. The record is from RefSeq and is a predicted model, not a curated record.
CACUCAUAUAAUCCUCCCCCUUCCUCCUUGUCGUCACAGCUAAACCCAAUCGCAUUCGCUCAACGCUUUCGCCAACCGACCAACCAGCCAGCCAGCCAGCUACCCAUCCGCCCAACCAGCCAACCAUCUAAUCAUUCAUUCAUUCAUUCAUUGACAGACGGCUACAAACGUGAACCGUGUCUCGGUCAUUUGUACCCUAGAUAUCCGGCGUUACGAGAUGGUGGGUUCAAACCCACGCACCAUCAGGUGCGUGGUAGUCGGCGAUGGGGCCGUAGGGAAGACGUCUAUGCUCCUUAAUUACACAACGAAAGGAUACAGUGCGGAUUAUGUACCAACAUUCUACGAUAGUUUCAACGUAUCAUUGUCAUGUGAAGAAGAAACAUACAAAAUGAAUCUCGUCGAUACAUCUGGACAGGGUCCGUCCAGUGAAUGCAAUAUGAACAAAAUCAACUUGGAGGAGCUGACCAGUGAUACUGGACUUCUGUUUGAAGUAGAUAAAGGGGAAAAUACAUACGCAGCAGAGGACAACAUCACUGAAGACACAUUCAACCUUGUCUACUCCAGACUGGACACAGAGAUAGCAUGCCUGAACUUUGACCAACUCAUGAAAACCAUGCAGGAUAUAUCUGGCAGCGGAGGUGUAUUCAAGGAAACAAAGCACCCAGGGUAUGGGCCUGGGAUCACAGAAAAUUCAGUGGUUGAAGUCCAUUAUGCUGGCUUCUUUGAAUACCGGGAUGAACCAUUUGAUUCCAGUCGUCUCCGUGACGAAACCUUCAAAUACCGUGUUGGAUCAGGCAAAGCCAUUCCUGGUUGGGAAAUUGCAUUGUUGACCAUGAAGAAAGGAGAAAUUUCCUGGUUUUUAAUCCAACCUGAAUAUGGUUUCCAGGAAACCGGCUGUCCACCAAGAGUACCUCGAAAUGCUACAGCGUUGUUUGAAAUUGAAAUUUUGUCCAUUUCUGAUCAUGUAAACGUAGGAGACUUCUUCCUAAUGUCUGAGGAAGAAAGAUAUGCCGUCACAUUUGAGUCCAUCUGCCAACUUGUUGGAACCUACAAGCAGGAAGGUUAUACAUUCUUCAAACAGAAUCAUUUCCAGAAAGCUGUUCAGAAAUACAACAAGGCAUUACAUAAGCUUGGAGAUUUCUCUGAAGCCCUUCGGAACCUGGCAAAAGCACAUAAACUACUCCCUAAGGAUCAAGUUAUCUUGGAGGAAAUUCAGAAGAUCAAAAGUGAUAGAGAAAAAUUUCAACUCGUCGAAUCCUACAUGUACCAAAAAAUGUUUUCGACCCUUGCCAAGGACCAACCGAUCCAGUAUCAGAAGACCAAGAAAACCCAACCAAAUGAAGAAGAAGUCAGUGAAGAAUUCUGUAAGAGUACAAAGGACUACAUAAGAGACUUCUUGGAAGACAAAGACCUGGCAGAUUGUUCAAUGCCAGCAUUUAAUUUAACGGAAGCAGAAAUGCAAUUUCUCUUGAAGACCAUCGACGACAAGGGUUUGAGAAUAUUACAGACUGAUUCGGGAGAAUGUCCCAACAUCAAGAUUGUGAAGCCAGACCGGAUUACAAUAAAAGAAAACCAAACAUUGUUAUUAUAACUACACCUUGUUGUCAUGACAACAGACAAUCCACAAUAGCAAUACAGAUAAAUUUCAUUUCUUUCUCAA